AUGGCAGGUCAAAAACACCCAUUUAGUGCCACAUUUGUCAAUGAUCUACAUACUUUGGAGGAAAGGAAGGUCUUAUGGAAAAGUUUAUCAAAGCUUGCUCGUCCAGUCUCUUCAUGGAUUAUCUUAGGAGAUUUUAAUGCAAUUUUUACGGCAAAGGAUAGAAGUGGAGGUAAGCCUGUGUCUAAAGUGGAACUCUUGGAUUCUUCUCAGUGGCUUGCUGGGAAUCAUCUGGACGCGCUUAAAAGCACUGGCUCUUUCUUCACUUGGACUAAUACUCAAGAUGGGUCUGCUCGCAUAUAUUCUAAGAUAGACCAUGUUUUUGCUAAUGAGGAGUGGCUGGAUUUAUUUCCUAAUACAAUAGCCAUGUUCAAUUGGGAAACAAUUUCAGACCACUACUCCUGUAUAAUUUCUAUGCUGGCUGUGGAGAACUUGGGUGUUAAGCUGUUUCAUUUUUAUAAUUUCUGGACUGAUCAUGUUGAUUUUAAAGAGAUGGAUUUAGAAAGUUGGAGGAAGCCGAUUAAGGGGACAGGUUUGAAGGCUGUCUAUUUGAAGACAAUGCGGCUAAAACAUAAGCUGAAGAGAUUUAAUAGGGACCAUAUUGGAGACAUAGGAGUUCAUUAUCAAAAAGCUAAAGAUCAAUAUCAGGAAGCACUAUUUCUUGCUCAACUUCAUCCUUGUGACUUUACUCUACAAGAUAAAGCUAAGGCAGCUGCAGAUACUUUCAGAAUUCAGGAGCAUAUGUAUCACAACUUUUUGGCUCAAAGAAGUAAAAUAACUUGGUUAAGGAAGGGUGACAUGAAUACUGUAAUGCCCCGGAUUCCCUAA
Molecule: messenger RNA, 825 nt
Organism: Humulus lupulus (European hop)
Lineage: Eukaryota; Viridiplantae; Streptophyta; Magnoliopsida; Rosales; Cannabaceae
Exons: 1
Coding region: 1-825 (274 amino acids)
Molecular function (GO): catalytic activity
Source: RefSeq, a predicted model, not a curated record